Messenger RNA from Fragaria vesca subsp. vesca, 794 nucleotides. RefSeq lists its product as uncharacterized. The transcript is spliced from 2 exons. Lineage: Eukaryota; Viridiplantae; Streptophyta; Magnoliopsida; Rosales; Rosaceae. Bases 54 to 548 code for a protein of 164 amino acids. The record is from RefSeq and is a predicted model, not a curated record.
CAUGAUUAAACUGACAUGUAUUUGACAGUGAAGGGCUUGAGCCAGAUCAACUUAUGAUGACAAAUUUGAGAGAACUGAUAUUGCGUGAUCUUUGGAAACUGCAAGAAAUAUGGCACGGUCCUGCUCCUCAUUCAGUCUUUCGUAAUCUUAAUAUUUUGGCAUUUCGUUACUGCCAUAAGCUGAAAGGUCUGUUGCCGCACCAUGUAGUUCAAUGUCUUUUGCAAUUGGAACACCUUUGGGUAGAGGAGUGCUGUAGUUUGAAUAGAGUUAUUGAAGCAAGUGAACAAAUAGAGAGUCAAAUGAUUAUUAUUCCAAGAUUGAAGAACAUAGUUUUGAGAAGGCUUCCGCAGCUCUCGGGGUUCUACAGAAGUGCUGCUAUUGUUGAUCAUGUUGAGUGCCCUUCAUUGGAACACUUUUAUGUGGACAAGUGUCCCCAGUUCUCCACCCCAGCUACUUCUGACUUCCACAGCAGGAAUCAAGUCCAGGUCAAUGAUGAAGAACAGUUUAUAUCCCUAAUGAGAAGAAAGAUGGACACGUAUGGCUUUUGAACAAAAGUUGAUGCACACCGGUCUCAGAGAAGAAACUCUACAUGUUCAGUUGUCCAGAAAGAAGAUUUCUCAAUUGGAUGACUGUUGAAUGUUCACUGUUGAGUGUUGAUAUCAACUAGUUACUAGCUAGUAUUAUGCUACUAAAGUAGCCAGCAUUUCUACUUGUAAGUAUUUUUAGUUGCACUUGAAUCAUCCAAACUUGAUACUGGAAAUCUCAUAUAUGUAUGCACAGGAUUAUAGUAGUUU